AUGCUUGGAAGUCAACAGAACUUAUCAAGACUCUUUGCCUUUAAUUAUUACAGUAGCAAGGGAGUUGCUGAAUUUAAACGCAAUAGUACAAGCCUUGAAAACGAUACACGUCAAGGAUGCCCAAAAACAGCAACAAUACCAGAAAUAAUAGAAAAAAUACAGAAUAUGGUAUUGGAAAAUCAUCUAGUGACUGAAAGAGAUGUAGUAGAAGCCCUAGGCAUCCCAUUGGGCAAUCCAUUUCAAUCCGGUCAACUUAGACAUAAAAAUAGUGGUCAAAUAACAAAAAUUCCCGGAAAGCCAAAUUUUUGUGGAGAGCUGGGGUUCAGGGGACCUAUUAUUAUUACAAAUCAAGUUUUAAAAGUCCCCAUCGAUCCUAUGUGUGCAACAAAAGUUACUCGGGGUCAAAGGUCAAAAUUUGAGAUUUUUUGGAUUUUUCUCAAAAACGAUACCUACAUGAAAUUGGUUCUAAUGCUUGUGGCCGUCCAGGCCGCGGCGGUAUUAACGUCACCGCCGUCGACACCAUCCACACCGUCGGCGCCACCGUCGCUUCCAACCAAUUCGAAGACUUGCAUUGACCACUGCACGUGCAGCUUUGGAAUGCUGACCAAUAGGCUGCAGGUAACCAAAUGCGAUAGGCCUCUAGUACUUAACGACGCCACUUUUAAGUACAUUAGCAAGACCUCAACGAACGUCAUCACCCUUGACAAUUUGAUCAUCAACCAGAUCCAAGUUAGUGCAUUCGCCGGGUUCAAGAAUCUUGACGAUGUCAUCAUUACCAACACGAGAAUUGCGACUAUAGAUGUGAAAGCCUUCGAGAAUGUGACGCGCCUAAAGUUCUCCAAAUGUGCCUUUGAAGACAGUCCUGACCUCUUCUCUACAAAGUUGGAGGAGGUGCAUUUUGGUGAAUGCAAAUUAGAAGAAAUUCCCAAUCUAAAUGGACUGAUCAAUCUAACGUUUUUAAAUUUAUCGGGAAAUUACAUUAAAAACAUUGAAGUUGAAGCUUUCGCUGAACUGUUUGAUCUAGGAGAGCUUCAUCUUUCCGACAAUAACAUCCACAAACUCCCACCUACUGCGUUUAUUAAUAACCAAGAAUUAAUCACCCUUAACCUCGACAACAACCCCCUUAAACAUUUUAACAUUAAUACAUCCGACAGUUUAGAGAUAUUGUCACUUAAGAAUUGCCAAUUAGAGACAUUUGACGAAGAAUCAACAAAAAAAUUAACUUCUCUUAAUGAAUUAAACCUAAGUCACAACAAUCUUACAGACAUAUUCAGUAAAGCAUUGUCCCACAUGCAGGAUCUUUCAGUAAUUGACCUUUCUUACAAUAAGUUGACUAAACUUCAAGAUAAUAUUUUCUCUGGAAACGGUAAACUCAUCAAAGUUAUCUUAGAUGGAAACAAUUUCGACACCUUACCAUCUUUCUACCGCCAAAACCAUGAAAGUUUCUCUACUUACACGUUCUCUUGUAAAUCUUGUAACUUACGAAUUCUUUCAGCCAACGUCUUCCAGAAUAUGGAUGGUUUGAUUAAUCUGGAACUGUCACACAAUAAGUUAAUGAAUGUGGAUAAUGUCUUCGACAAAAUUACCAGCUUGAAACAAUUAGAUAUUUCUUAUAAUGAAAUUUCAUACUUGUCGCCAGCAGCUUUUGUACAUAACGGCAAUUUAGAAAUUUUAAACAUUGCUGGUAAUCCUUUACUGGUUCUUAAUCCAGAAGUGUUUGCCGCAAAUCAUCUUCUUAGAGAUAUUGACGCCAGAAAUGCUACUCUAACAAAAUUGUGGUCCAACUACAACAAACCUGUUAAAUCUUUGCAUAAACUGCUUCUAAGUGGAAACUUCUUAGGAACUCUAACCAACGAUGAUUUCAACAUCAUGCCCAAAUUAGAGGCAAUAGAAUUGGAAGACAAUCCUUUAGUGUUUGAUGAGAAGUUAUGUAUGUUAUUAUACUUUUUAGAUCUUCAAGGCAUUACUCCUAUCGAUUAUAGCAAGAAUAUAUAUACCGGAGCUGAUAAGGCUUUUAGGGAAGACAUUGAUGAUUUUGUAACCAUUGAAUGGAAAGAUGUUCAUAAAGGUAAAUGUCCUGAACAUAUUACUGAGUCUGCUUUACCUGAACUAACUCGCAUAGAUAACAAAACUACGUAUAAAACUAUUGACAAAAUUGAGAAAGAAGAUUAUGAGGAAGACGAUGACGACGACGAUAGCGAUUCUGAUGAAUACGACGAUGAAUACUACGACGAAGAAACGACUACUAAGUUCCAAGACACAUCUCUUGCUAGAGCCACUUACAUCUUGUCAGUAACUUCAGUAUUUGUAUUAAGUGCUUUAGUAGUACUGACCAUAGCUGUUACCUUAACUCUAUGCAUUCUGCGCAGAAACAACCGCUUUGACAUGCAACGAGCUAACUUACCAAGGCUGAAAAUUCCUCUUUGGAAUACAACUCCAGGUCAAAAGAAACACAGUGGGUCUGUAUACAGACCUCUUUCCGAAGACCUCUCGGGUCCCAAGACUCCUAAAUUGAGUCGCUAUGAAUUUAAUACAACCCCAGUAGUGCAUACUGCUUAAAGUUACUUAAAAUUCUGUGGUUCAUAGAUAAAUAAGACUAUUUUGUUUAAUAUGUAUAUAAUCAAAUUAUUGUCUCUUAUGAAAUAAGAUUAGCGAUAAAGUAUUCGGCUGACUGCAGUACGGCAGAUAACCUAGGGACCAAAUUUCCAUUACUUCUGUGAACCAAAACCAUUUUUAAGCUUUAAUCGUCCUGGGGACUGGAGAGUUCGCAUUUUGUGCACUCCGCCAUAGAUAGGUACUGUCGAAAAAUGUUUUGUGUAUUUUUAAAAUAAGACAAUUUGAAAAUUGAUUUUUACCAUACCCUUUAACCGUUUCCUAACAAUUGCACUAGGUAAAGAUCCAUUUUCAUGUACUGAAUUUAGACUAUUGAUUUAAAAUCUACUUAAUUUUCAAAUUAGAAGCAUGCACUGGUAUACCGGUGCAAUCGAACUAAGAGUCAUUCAUAUUCAGCUCAGCGGGGUGAUAUUCUUCAAGGUGUGAAACUUUAUCAACAAGAGAUCUACCUGUUUUAUGGAAUGAUCCCUUGAUUAUUUAAGUACACAUUUCCAAUAAUGGUGUCCCGCUGAGCUGAAUAUUAAUGACUCUCAUAGUUUGAUUGCAGAACUAUAUUGUCAUGUCUUAGUUCUACGUAAUUUAACUGUCUAUAAAUGUUAUUGCGCUUAUAGUAUAGAAAAAUAUUGUUAAGCCACAGAUUAAGCAGGUAUUGUUUGCCAUAUGUACCUAAUAUCAGCAGCAUUCAGCUCUUCUUAAUAUCUGUAAACUAUCUAAUUUCUAGUUGUAAUCAAAAUGUUUUCAAUAAAUUUUUUAUCGGAGAAA
Diabrotica virgifera virgifera (western corn rootworm) is the source of this 3375-nucleotide messenger RNA. RefSeq lists its product as uncharacterized. The record is from RefSeq and is a predicted model, not a curated record. Gene Ontology annotation, cellular component: extracellular matrix. Bases 1 to 2559 code for a protein of 852 amino acids. Gene Ontology annotation, molecular function: protein binding. Lineage: Eukaryota; Metazoa; Arthropoda; Insecta; Coleoptera; Chrysomelidae. The transcript is spliced from 4 exons.